CUGAACCUGUAUCCACGGUUUUCUUUUUUUUUUUUCUCUAACUUUUUUUUUCCUUCUUGGAGUUACGCGGUCGCGGCGGUUUUCCGACUCGGAAGCGAUCAUUACAUCGAUCUGGAUCCGGUGGGCCUUUACUCGUCUCGGACUGGUGAGCGAGUGUGUGGUGUGGGUAAGAAAUUAUUCGCCAUGUCUCCCAGAAAAAUCACUUAUUAGACACUUCGAUCCCGCCUUUCCAACGGAGGAAGAAAGAAAAAAGAAGGAAAGAUGUGGUCGUCGUUUCGUCCUCUCUCCUCCCUCCCCCUCCCCCCUUGAGUUUAUACUCAAUACUUGAGCUUUUGAAAAGCUCUUGUAUCGAUCAACUACUUGCAAUCUCGAGUCUUUAGUACUCCAUCACUCAAAUCCAACAAUCCUACAACCCCGUUGAGAUUAUACGCGGAACAUCAUGUUUGGUGGAAUCGAUUCGGACCUUGAAAAGGCCCCUCAGGUGGCCAAGGCGCCUAUGGAUGACAGCAGCGAUGGCGCUGUCCCUGGGGAAAGCUUCAUGUACGGCAAUUCGGUCUAUGCAAAGCUUCAGCGGCUGGCUGGAAAGUUCAACAUUGAACAACGAGGUGUCGAGCGUGUCCCCGAGAACGAACGGACGGAUACCUCGUACUUCAACAUCAGCAGCAUGUGGCUGGCAGCCAACAUGGUGGUUAGUUCUUUCGCCAUCGGCAUCUUGGGUCCUGAGAGCUUCGAGCUUGGCUUUGUCGACUCCAUCCUCGUCUGUCUCUUCUUCAACCUGCUUGGUGUCUUGACUGUCUGCUGGUUCUCCUGCUUCGGUCCCGCUUUCGGUCUUCGUCAGAUGGUCCUGUCCAGAUUCUGGUUCGGUUACUGGCCGACAAGAUUCAUCGCUCUUCUGAAUGUCUUAUCCUGCCUGGGUUGGUCUGCGGCCAACUCGAUCGUUGGUGCUCAAUUGCUCAACGCGGUGAACAGCAACGUCCCUGGUUUCGCGGGCAUCUUGAUUAUCGCCAUUUGCACACUUCUCGUCACUUUCGCCGGCUACAAGGUUGUUCACUUGUACGAGUACUACAGCUGGAUUCCCACCUUCAUCGUCUUCAUGAUCGUCUUCGGCAUGUUUGCCCACUCGGGCGAUUUCUGGAACAUUCCCAUGGGAACUGGAGGUGCCGAGAUUGGCUCCGUCCUGUCUUAUGGUGCCACCAUCUAUGGUUUUGCUACGGGCUGGACUAGCUAUGCUGCUGACUAUACUGUUUACCAACCCUCGGAUCGCAGCCGCCGCAAGAUCUUCCUGGCUUGCUGGGCCGGUCUGAUUCCUCCCCUUCUCUUUACUCAGUUCCUGGGUAUUGCUGUUGGCACCGCUGCCAUGGUCAACAACGGCGACAACAAAUACAUGGCCGGGUACACCGCAUCCGGAAAUGGUGGUAUCAUCUGGGCUAUUGUGGAGCCGCUCGGUGGAUUCGGCAAGUUCUGCUUGGUCAUCCUCUCUCUUUCGAUCAUCGCGAACAACUGCCCCAACAUCUAUUCUGUCUCCCUCACUCUUCAGGUUCUGAGUCAUCAGACUCAAAGAGUUCCUCGUUUCAUUUGGGUGUUCCUGGCCUCGUGUGUUUCCGUGGCCGUUGCUAUUCCUGGAUACUCUCACUUUGAAGAAGUUCUCGAGAACCUGAUGGAUUUCAUUGCCUAUUGGUUGGCCAUCUAUUCCGGUAUCGCCAUCGCAGAUCACUUCAUUGUCCGUCGUGGUUUCGGGGGAUACCGCCCCGAGCACUACGACACGCCUGAGAAGCUCCCUUACGGCUUCGCUGCAUGCGUCUCCUUCGCUUUUGGUGUCGUCGGUAUGGUCACUGGUAUGAGCGAGACAUGGUUCGUCGGACCCAUUGCAAAGCGCUCGCAUGACGGCGAUAUCGGGUUUGAAUUGGCCCUCUUGUUCUCGUUUGUUGUGCAUGCCAUCCUCCGCCCCAUCGAGCUGAAAAAGUUUGGUCGGUAAAUGCGUGCAACUUUCAUAACAAUAUACAAUACUUUGGGAACGGGUUUUCUUGGGAUAGGUAUUUUUUUUUUUCAUGUCUGGUAUGAAAAAUCAGCCUGGCUGUGGUGGUUCUUCAUGCGGGGAUGACGAUGUCUGCCAUGGUAGCAAGUCUUAACUUGGCUAUGGUGGUUUCCGCAUGGAGGAUGACGAUGUCUGCCAUGGCAGCUGGUAUUUUUGUAUAUAGAUAAUAUUGUUGAUUUUAAUAACUCCCGUGCAGACGAGCCGGGAAGUCAAUAUACGUGAGA
This is a messenger RNA of Aspergillus saccharolyticus JOP 1030-1, 2259 nucleotides long. Its product is annotated as cytosine permease. Gene Ontology annotation, molecular function: transmembrane transporter activity. Gene Ontology annotation, biological process: transmembrane transport. The transcript is spliced from 3 exons. The coding region runs from base 440 to 1975 and encodes 511 amino acids. Lineage: Eukaryota; Fungi; Ascomycota; Eurotiomycetes; Eurotiales; Aspergillaceae. Gene Ontology annotation, cellular component: fungal-type vacuole membrane; plasma membrane. The record is from RefSeq and is a predicted model, not a curated record.